AUGCAACCCGAUUAUCAGAGUGUAACACCAAAUGCAUCGCAUCGAAUGGCUGAAAAAUUCCAUAUUGGCGCUCGUCAUGUUUAUGAGAUAUGGAAUAAUAAUGAUCGCCUUCAGCAAGUUGAACAGAAUCAUAAAGCAGUGCUAGAGACACCAGCCAUGCUUUCUCUAGCGCCGACUUCGAUAGAACAAGGGGGGCAUGUGUCAGAAAAAAAUGAGAAUAAAGGUGAAGCCGAAGAUGAUACAGUUUCUUAUUCCGAUCCUUUGUCUGAUCUUAAAAAAUUAAUAGAAGGUACCGAUUUAAAAAAUUUAUUAGAAGAUACUGAAAGAUUGGAUCCUAUGCAUCCUUUCUUACCUCU
Messenger RNA from Racocetra fulgida, 356 nucleotides. Lineage: Eukaryota; Fungi; Glomeromycota; Glomeromycetes; Diversisporales; Gigasporaceae. The record is from the annotation of a GenBank genome assembly.